AUGUCAUCCUCUUCUCGAAACUCUCUACCCAUCUCUCGGACGAACACUGGUCUCUCUCACUCCAGUAGUAUGCAAACGCUCUCCAGCAGCAGCAUACACGAUACACCGAGGGAACACACGACUACUUUAUCGCACAAGCUCCUUAACAUGUUCAGCUCUCAACCUCAUGCUGUCUUUCAGGCUACCGUCACAAUACACGAGCUUGCCAAUGUUCCACAACUCGCUGGACAGUUCACAGUAGACUGGAAGUUUAGAGGUCAUAAGCCGAAAGCUAAGGAUCUGCUCGCCACGAAGAGUCGAGUGCAUAGUAAACCGUCCCUCCCCAACUUGAAGCUCUCUACCAUCUCCUCAUCAUCCGCGUCUUCCCUUUCCGUCAAUAGCAUUUCCACUUCCACCUCGGCGACGACCACCCCGGGCUCUCCCUUACCUCCCGCUCACUCCACCUCCCCUCAUCUGCCUUCAACCACAGGCCGACUGCCCCCUCAUCCUUCCAAAUCCCUAUCACUGCCACCUCAUGCCACAUCAUCCAAGUCGGUUCACCUCCCUUCCCCGCUGCACAAUUCUGCUACCCCGACCACCGUGACAGGAAGGACCGUCGAGAAAAAGGCCUCGGAUCCAACACCGCUGAGGAACAGCAUCACGCCUCCUCCCUCGUCCUCGGGGCCUGUCUUCGUCCAAUCUCCCACCGUCCUUGACGAGCCCAAAGAGGAUCCUGAACUGCUCAACCAGAAACCGAGGAAUGGAUCUCUCAGCAGCGAAGGCUCUUCCCCUGGAAGCACAGGGACAGGUAGCUCUGGUCCCAGAUCACCCGCUCAGCGGAUAGCGGCGAGUCUACAGAUACCAGUCGUGAACGCUUCGAACACUUCUCCACCUUCUUCGUCACCUCUCUCAGGUCGUCAAAGUCGUCCUUCCUCAGCCUUGUCCACGGCAUCUUCUCGCCUCGCAGCUUCGUCUUCUGGUGUUGCAUCUCCUGGUGCACGUUCAGGUAGCACACCCACAGUCGCGGCUCUCGUGGAACCGCUGCCAUCGAGUAGCAUGCCGCCGCCGCCCGUACCAGGACACAGACGCGUGUCUCAGCGAUCCACAACAGAGUCGUCAGUCACAUGCGGAGACUCGCCUCUUGACUCAACGCGUAGACGCACGAGCUCUGGUCCAGCGUCAAACACAAAGCAGCAAAAUUCCUUAGGCUCUUCAUCUCAUCGCAAAGGAGAAACCCCGGCCCAAAUUCUGAAAUCCCAUACCUGUACUUGGGAUUAUGAGGUGGAGCAUACACUCCGCAUCCCUCUCACGAAGUCCGCCAUUGGAUCCUCCAGCUCUUCUCUCAAGCUCGGGCAUGCCCAGAGUCGCGCGCCGGUUCUCGGAGCAGGACCCAUGUCAGAAUCGGGGAUGCGACUGGUGAUCUAUCAAAUGCCAACGGCCUUCGCGACGAGUGGGGCGCAUGCCAAUGGGGCAAAAGACACGCUCACAUCUGCGUUGCAUGCCGCUCACGUCGCGAAUCAUCAAGGGGAUGGUAAACAUGGUAACCCUAGUGAGGGGAGACAAGGAUCCCAAGCGGAGACACUCAAAACUGCUUUUGGAAUGGUUGAUUUCGAUCUCGCACCGUUUGCUGGCAAGGGACCUACGACCAGAAGGUUUCUUCUGCGGGGAAGCAGGACCAAUGCGACGAUCAAGGUCUCUGUCGAAAUGAAGUGGCUGGCAGGAGAGGAACGAUUCGUCCCUCCGCCCCUGCAGGAAGGUCAUCAUGUCACGGCCAUCUCAGAUAUUGUGGCGCACGAUGCUGAAGAUCGUAUACGAACAGACCUCGACCUUGCGAAAACCCCUUCAAACUCGUCUUCAGCUUCUUCAUUUGUCUCCGCACGUACCCCCUCCAACUCUUCGUCCGUUGAGGGUUCACGUCAACUUUCUCACGUCGAUUUGACCGAAACCGCAUCGUCCGCCCCUCCCUCCAAGCAUUACGGAGGACUCCUGCAAGCGGCUGACGCGGAACGCCGCGAAGUGAGCGGCGGUAGCAGUCACCAUCACCAUCAUCACCAUCCUCAUCGACAGUCGUCAAAGACUUCAUCCCGGAGCUCAUCCUACAAUCCGAGCCCUGCCGACUCGUCUACACACGUGCCCAAAGCCACGUCAUCGUCCGUGGCUCUCGAUGUGCCAUCUCACGCCAAUCGCUUCCCCUCGACCGCUCAACGUCACCAUCACCACCGUCAUCAUCAUCACCAUAUCCGUGAUCGACCGUUUGUCCCACGAGACAAGAUUGAGCAUUUCCCUGCGGAAUUCAUCAUUGAAGCUAUCUUCAAUCCUACCGCUGCCAAGGAAGAAACGCCUUUCACCUAUGUCCCAGUGGAACAACAAGGAUUGAAUCUCGAAGGCGGACUGGCAACAUUGCACAAAGUCAUUGCUUCCGCCGCUGCACGUGAAGAGACGGAUGGGGGUUCCAUCACGACAGAAGAUUCGAACAAUCGAGACGGCGACGGGGAUAAUGGCGCGUGUGGCAAAGGUGCGGGUAGAGAUAAGCUCGGCUGGGGAGAGAGGAUGAGACAGCGAAGGGAAAGGAAGGCGAGUCGAAAACUGAGUAGGACAGGGUCGACGCCUCCUAUUGCCGUGGACUAG
Kockovaella imperatae is the source of this 2607-nucleotide messenger RNA. RefSeq lists its product as hypothetical. The record is from RefSeq and is a predicted model, not a curated record. Lineage: Eukaryota; Fungi; Basidiomycota; Tremellomycetes; Tremellales; Cuniculitremaceae. Bases 1 to 2607 code for a protein of 868 amino acids. The transcript is spliced from 5 exons.